AUGCGGGCUACCGUCUAAUCCCCUGAAUCUAAUGUAUAUAUGUAUGGCACCGCGUAUACUUAUCCUUGAUUAGAGCUGAAACUCAAAGUGUGUAUGAAUGUUGUGUGGAAACGCGUAGAAAUUGCUUUCUGCCAGAGUCAACUGGUUUCGACGUGCAACUUCAGCAGAACUUCUACCUAUGCUGAAUGAAAAUUGUAAAUCUGAAUUAAUACACUUCAUUGUUCAGAUUUUCAAAUGUGAGGUAAUUUUGAGCAUGAUGUGGUUAGAACGUGAGAAAAUCUGAAUCUGAGAGGAAUCGUAGGAAACAUCCUUAUUAUAGUUUUUCGAAAUGUAGCCAAUUCUUUCCUCUAGACCAUUCAACAUGUUUAUCGUUAUGUAUGAUGGGCAAAAAAAAAUGUAACUUAAUCAUAUUUCAUUCUUGUUAACUGGAAGUUAUCAUAUUAACUUCCGCCACAAUAUAUUGAAAAUACCUAUAUUCCGCACUACCUUUGUUGUCUAAACAAAAAACGCCAAUGAUAAUAAUUCGAUAUACAAUCACUUCAAUGAUUAAAACAUGAAAAACUCCAAGAUAACAUUGGAAAAAUAUCGAAAAGAUAAAUUUUUGUUAUUCCCGUUUCUGUCUCUUUGAAUUAUGCAGUUGUGAAAAGAAGUGUUGUUCAGUAAGUUUAAAAAAUGGAUCCAAAUUUUCAUGUGAUAUCAGCGACCUUCAAUCACACAUUCACCAAAUUCAGUCAAAUUCGUAAAAUCACCCAAUCACCAGCUUGCUGGAUCCAAAAUUUGCCUUGGAAAAUCUUCAUAGAACCAGGUUUUCGCGAUAAGAAGAAAUAUUUAUCCAUCUAUGUUGGCUGCGCUGCUGCAAUUACAACAAACCCCUGGUCAUGCCGGGCUUCUGUUAGGCUGUACAAACUUGAUGGUACCAGGCCGAAAACCGUAAGAACAACGAAAUUUUUCGUUUUUGAUAGUGAAGCUUCUACCAGUUGGGGCCAUGACAACUUCAUAUUAUGGGACACUGUACUCAAUCCAGCGAAUGGAUUUAUCAAGAAUGAUAGCAUCACUAUUGAAGUAAGCAUUGAUGCAGAAGUUCCAGUGGGUAUUAAGUUAACACCAACGUAUUUCACUGAUGAGAGAGCCAAUACUGCGAUAAAGCUGUGUGACCAGACAAUCGCAAGUCUUCAAUUGGAAAUUCAACAACUUAGGAAUCAGAAAGCAACUUUAAAAAAGGCUUCAACUGAAGAAAUCCAAGAAAUCAGAAAUAUUUUGAGAGUUUCAGAAAAACAAUACAAAGAUGAACAUGAAGUGAACAACCAACUCAAAAAGUCUAUAAAUGCCAAUGAAAUCGCCUUGAAAUCAGAGAAAGACAACAACGAUACUUUAGAAAAAGUUCUGAAUGAGAAAAAUGCUGAAAUCGCAACAUUAACCGAAAAACUAAAAGGAUUAGAGAAACAUGAGAAAGAACAAAAAAUUUGUAAGACUGAAAAGAAUAAUCUUGAACAGAAGUAUUCAAGUCUUUUAGAAGAAUUCAACAAUUAUAAGAGCAUUUAUCCAAAUACAGAAUCAGACUCCGAAGAUGUACCCAAAUCAGCAUUAGAUACCAUGAAGAAAAAAUACACAGAACUUCAGACGCAACUGUCAUUAGUUCAGAAAGAACUAACAGAUGCUAAAGCAAAAUCCUUAAAACUGGAUGAGGUGCUCAAAAAUAAUGUUGAGAAGCAUCAUCAGGAAAAGGUUGAAAUGGAAAGUAAACUUGCUUCGAUUCAUAAAGAACUAUUAGAAGCCAAAUUACUAACUAAGAGUAUGAAAACAGCAACAUUUGAAGACCAACAAAUAAAACAGACAGAAAAAGCAGCCCUACAAUCCCAAAUACAAUCCUUAAAAUCCCAAUUAUAUGAAUCAUUGGUCAAAACUAAUAUAUCGCAGGAUACAAAUGAGGAUACCGACACACUCAAAAAAGAAAAUGAUAGACUCUUAAAACAAAUAGAAAUAGAAAAAGAAAAGCUCAAUGAGUUAGAAGUGGAAAACGCUUUGAUUAAAUCUCAGAUUCAAAAUUUGAAUAAGCAAUUAUUGAAUAUCAAUCUUCCGCAGACAAACAUACAAACAAAAGAAAUUAAAGAUUGCAGAGAUGAACUCGCACAAUGUAAAGCGAAAAAUCAAGAAUUGCAGACAACUAAUAACAAUCUUACGAAACAACUGAAAGAAUCUCAAGUCACAAAAGAUUCUGUGAUGAAUGGGAAUAAACCACAUCAUGAGGAAAAUGCACUGGAAGCAGAACUUAAAAAUACUCUGGCGGAAUUAAAGGCAAUAAAAGACCAAAAAAUGGAUGUGACGAUUUCAAACUUGCGUGACGAUAAGUUAAAAUUGAUAACGAAAUUGAAUGUGAUGGAGAAUGAAAUGAAAAAUAAAGAGACUCAAUUAUUGAAAACCCAGAAUGAUUAUAAUAAAAUGCUUGUUCUAGAAAAAAAUACUUCAAUGCUUCAAACUCAGUUUAAUACAGCAAAGAAUGAACUGAAAGAAAUAAAAGCUAUAAAAUUAAAUGAAUUCUUAUCAAAGUUGAAGGAAGAAGGAACCAAUCUGACAAAAUUAAUAUCAGCACUGACACCAGUUUCAGAAAAAUUAGAUACACAAAUACAUAAAACCGAAAUAGAGAGUUUCAAAGAUGAGAAGAUGGGACACAAAAAAUCCAAUGCAUUUCCACAAAGAUUUCAAGAUGGAACCAAACAGAAUGUACAGACAUCUUCCAGUCAUCAAGAAGGAGAUGGAGAACAAAUCCAUCUGAAUAUAAAACCAGGUGAAUCUGAACCAGUAAAUAAAUUCCAAGUUGAAAAACCGAUACAAAGUAGUGAACAUGAAAACUUCGAUAAUUUAGAGAAAUAUCAGAAGAAACAUCCGAUAGAGCGAAGGAUAGAGUCUUUGAGAAGACAAUUCGAAAAAGAAAUGAGAGAUUCAGACAACGUACUUCAUAAUGAAAGAGAAUCAUUGUCCAAGAAAUUGGACGUUUUAAUGAAUCAACUCCGAGAGGAGAAACACAAACUUCUGGAGUCCAAUGAGAAGCAAUCUGAAUUGAAAGGUGAAAUAAAUCGGUUGAAAGAGGAAAAUAAGAGUCUGAAGGAACUCAAAGAAAAAUUGAAUGAACAAAUCAAAACAAGUCAGAAGAUAUGUGUGGAAACUCUAUAUCUUAUCCUUACUAUUUUAAGGACUUUGAAAACUUCAGGUAAAUUGUCAUGUUCUGUAGAAGCACUCAUUAUUUCCAACUUCAAUACCUUGAAGCAACAAAAUCUUUGGAGUCUUGAGAAUGAGGAUAUUUGUAACCGAAGCGAUAUUGAGCAAGUCAUAAGAGACAUAUCAAUAGAAAACCUGCAAAACAAAUUGGUGCAGCUUGGAACUCAUUAUGAGGAAAGUAUCGACAUCAUUAAAAAAAAUUACGCACUUCAAAAUAAUGAGAAUUCAAAUCUAAGAACUGCGAAUAAGGAACUUCUUGUUGUCGUCGAGAAUGAGAUAAAAAUGAAUAAGCUGUACAAAGAAAUGCUGAAAAUUGCGAACUCCAGGUUGGGAGAUUUCAGAAAGCAAUUGACUGAAUUAGGUAAUCAGUUCAUGGAUGAGAAAGUGAAGAGAUAUGAAUGUGAAGAAACGAGUAGAACAUUAAAAUUAUCUAGUGAUGGGAAUGAAUUGCUUUUGAAUGAUCUCAAGCAGAAACUGCUGAAGCAUUCAAUUCAGUUAUCUGAAAUUGAAAAGAUCAAACCUCCACUAAAUUCCUCUGAAGAUCCGAACCUGAAAAACGAUUCCUCCAGUAUUGAAUCAUCCGCUGAGAUUAGUAUUGAAAAACAUUCAGAUGAUUCGAAAGAUUUGAAGACAAAUAUCGAAAAUUCAGUGCCUGUCAGAAUAGAAUCCCAGGAGACUACAACAUACUCAGUAGUGAAUCCAAUAGAAAAUCUUGAAAGAAUCGAAGAGGGAACGAGAGAGAACGAAGAAGAAAGUCAAACUUCUCCAACACAAGAAACGUCCAUCUUAGAGGAUCCAAAAUCACCGAACGGAAGUGAUGACUUCAACACAAUGGCGCCAGUAGGCAUGGAAUCAAGCUCUAUCUAUCCUGAAAUGGGUAGUCAACCAUAAAGUAUAAAACAAACCACAUAAGGUCAGAUUGUGAAAAAAGCGCACAAUAUGAACUGAGUGAUAUCUAUUUAGAUGUGGAAAAUUUGUAUGUAUAUGCUUGAGUAUUAUGCUGUAUAUUUCUCACAACCAAACCCAAAUAUAUAUUUCAUGAAGUAUUAAACAUUAU
Molecule: messenger RNA, 4273 nt
Organism: Harmonia axyridis
Lineage: Eukaryota; Metazoa; Arthropoda; Insecta; Coleoptera; Coccinellidae
Product: putative leucine-rich repeat-containing protein DDB_G0290503
Exons: 6
Coding region: 673-4107 (1144 amino acids)
Molecular function (GO): protein binding
Source: RefSeq, a predicted model, not a curated record